Molecule: messenger RNA, 840 nt
Organism: Pyrenophora tritici-repentis Pt-1C-BFP
Lineage: Eukaryota; Fungi; Ascomycota; Dothideomycetes; Pleosporales; Pleosporaceae
Source: RefSeq, a predicted model, not a curated record
AUGCCGAUGAUGCAAGAAUGCGACGUCGCUGUGCUCCUGCGCGCCUUCUACAUCGCCGCCUCCCUUCUUAUUCUCGCCAUCCACGCUCUUCCUGUUCUGCGCGCCCGCUUCCUGCCCUAUGGCUCGCGGGCAACGGGCACGAAGAAGCUGCACAGAGACCAGCAGCAACAGCAACCGAGUGCAUUUGUCCGCGCCCUCGACUACGCGGCUGCGCUGCAGGUGCCGCACAACUACUUCACCCACUUCUACCUGACCUCAGUUACCUGCUCGCUCUUCUGGGCUGUCUGGCACCCUCUAUGGCAGGCGCAGGCGCUGCAACAAGCUGUGUGGGCCCUCUUGCUGCUCCAGGGCGUGCGCCGCAUGCUCGAGUCUUUCGCCUACAUGUCGUCCAGCAAGAGCACCAUGUCAGUCGCCCACUGGUUUAUGGGCCUGGUCUUUUACCUCUCCAUCAACAUGGCCAUCUGGGUUGAGACGCCCGCCAACCACGUCAUUCAAUGGGCCCUCGUACCUGCCGUCGUUGUUGCACAGGUGCUGCAGCACUAUUACCACGCCUAUCUCUACCGUUUGCGCACUCAAAACACUGACUAUCAGCUGCCGUUGCAUCCUCUGUUCCCCAAUUUGCUUUGCCCCCAUUAUACCUGCGAGGUCGCCAUCUAUGCCCUCUUGUCCAUCAUUGCUGCUCCAAACGGUAGCAUACUAAAUCCGACCCUGGCCUGCGGAACCGUAUUUGUUGCUACCAAUCUCGGCGUAACGGCCGUGGGCACAAAGGAGUGGUAUGUCAAUAAGUUUGGGCUCCAUAGGGUCAGGUCGCGGAAAAGAAUGGUCCCUGGGUUAUGGUAG